UGAUAUAAAAGCAGCCGGGCGGCCCCUUCUUUUCCCAUUCUGUUACUUACAUCGACUCUUAGCUUGUCGGGAGAAGUAACAUCUGAGAUUUUAUUUUUCCCCCUUCCUUCCCUUCUCUUGUUUCUUGCAAUCCUUCCUCUUCAGCACCAUGCGUGAGUGCAUCUCCAUCCACGUUGGCCAGGCCGGUGUCCAGAUUGGCAAUGCCUGCUGGGAGCUCUACUGCCUGGAACAUGGUAUCCAGCCGGAUGGGCAGAUGCCCAGUGACAAGACGAUUGGGGGCGGAGACGACUCCUUCAACACAUUCUUCAGUGAGACGGGAGCUGGCAAGCACGUCCCCAGGGCCGUCUUUGUGGACUUGGAGCCAACAGUAAUUGAUGAAGUGCGCACUGGAACUUACCGCCAACUCUUCCAUCCCGAGCAGCUCAUCACUGGCAAGGAGGAUGCUGCCAACAACUAUGCCAGGGGCCACUACACGAUUGGCAAAGAGAUCAUUGACUUGGUCCUUGAUAGGAUCAGGAAGCUGGCGGACCAGUGCACGGGUCUCCAGGGCUUCCUGGUCUUCCACAGCUUUGGGGGUGGCACCGGCUCUGGCUUUACUUCCUUGCUGAUGGAGCGCUUGUCUGUCGACUAUGGCAAGAAGUCCAAGCUGGAGUUCUCAAUCUAUCCAGCUCCACAAGUCUCCACGGCUGUCGUUGAGCCCUACAACUCCAUCCUGACCACUCACACCACCCUAGAACACUCCGACUGCGCCUUCAUGGUGGACAAUGAAGCCAUCUAUGACAUCUGCCGCAGGAAUCUCGACAUUGAGCGCCCCACAUAUACCAACCUCAACCGCCUUAUCAGCCAGAUUGUGUCCUCUAUCACAGCCUCCCUGCGAUUUGACGGUGCCCUGAAUGUAGACCUGACAGAAUUCCAGACCAAUCUGGUGCCCUAUCCCCGUAUCCACUUCCCACUGGCUACCUAUGCCCCCGUCAUCUCUGCUGAGAAAGCUUACCAUGAACAGCUUUCUGUAGCAGAGAUCACCAAUGCUUGCUUUGAGCCAGCCAACCAGAUGGUGAAAUGUGACCCUCGCCACGGUAAAUAUAUGGCCUGUUGCCUGUUGUACCGAGGCGAUGUUGUUCCCAAAGAUGUCAAUGCUGCUAUUGCCACCAUCAAGACCAAACGUAGCAUCCAGUUUGUGGACUGGUGCCCUACUGGUUUCAAGGUUGGCAUCAAUUACCAGCCCCCCACCGUGGUCCCCGGGGGUGACCUGGCCAAAGUGCAGCGUGCUGUCUGCAUGCUGAGCAACACCACAGCCAUUGCUGAGGCCUGGGCCCGCCUGGACCACAAGUUUGACCUGAUGUAUGCCAAGCGUGCCUUUGUCCACUGGUACGUUGGGGAGGGGAUGGAGGAAGGGGAGUUCUCGGAGGCUCGGGAGGACAUGGCUGCCCUAGAGAAGGAUUAUGAAGAGGUUGGAGUGGAUUCUGUUGAAGGAGAGGGUGAAGAGGAAGGAGAGGAAUAUUAAACCUGCUCCCUUACAUCUUUCUGCUGCAUGGUUCAUCUCCAUGAUAUUUUCAGCUUCAAAAUUAGCUUACUUGUUAACUGAGGCAGUGUUGCUAUGAAGUGCAGCAGUCUUUACUAGGAUGUCUUGCCAUUCCACUAUGUGAUCAUGUCCAUUUUCCAUGUCUCUUUAAAGUUAUCAUCGUGACUGUGAAAUAAAAGGCUUUAAAAAUGUU
Hemicordylus capensis (graceful crag lizard) is the source of this 1715-nucleotide messenger RNA. RefSeq names its product tubulin alpha 1b (gene TUBA1B). NCBI's taxonomy places the organism in Eukaryota, Metazoa, Chordata, Lepidosauria, Squamata, Cordylidae. Gene Ontology annotation, biological process: mitotic cell cycle; microtubule cytoskeleton organization. The record is from RefSeq and is a predicted model, not a curated record. The coding region runs from base 149 to 1504 and encodes 451 amino acids. Gene Ontology annotation, molecular function: structural constituent of cytoskeleton; GTP binding. The transcript has 4 exons. Gene Ontology annotation, cellular component: cytoplasm; microtubule.